AUCUAUGGGUCUGGCAGGGGGUGUGAGUGCUGGAUCACGUCCGGGCCGUGCUCUAUGGGUCCGGCCGUGGGGCUCCUCCCCUCACUCCCCCCCCCCCUUUUUCUCCCCCCUCCCCCAGGCGCCAUGAGCGCGGCGGGGCGGGCGCGAGAGCCCGAGGCCGAGAUGCCGGCGACCGAGAAGGACCUGGCGGACGAUGCUCCGUGGAAGCGCAUCCAGCAGAACACGUUCACGCGCUGGUGCAACGAGCACCUCAAGUGCGUGCAGAAACGGGUGGGGAACCUGCAGACCGACCUGGGCGACGGGCUGAGGCUCAUCGCGUUAUUGGAGGUGCUGAGCCAGAAGAAGCUGGGCCGCAGGUACAACGCCAGGCCCACGUUCAGGCAGAUGCAGCUCGAGAACGUGUCCGUGGCGCUGGACUUCCUCGAGAGGGAGAACAUCAAGCUCGUGUCCAUAGACAGCAAGGCCAUAGUGGACGGGAACCUGAAGCUGAUCCUGGGCCUGGUGUGGGCUCUGAUCCUACACCAGCCCCAUACUGACCCCAUAAGUGAUGCUCUGACCCCAUAAGUGACCCCCUGCCCCAUAAGUGACCCUAUAACCCUAUAACCACAGACAGCAAGGCCAUAGUGGACGGGAACCUGAAGCUGAGCCUGGGCCUGGUGUGGGCUCUGAUCCUACACCAGCCCCAUAUUGACCCCAUAAGUGAUGCUCUGACCCCAUAACUGCCCCUCUAACCCCAUAAGUGACCCCAUAUCCCACCCCACAGACAGCAAGGCCAUAGUGGACGGGAACCUGAAGCUGAUCCUGGGCCUGGUGUGGGCUCUGAUCCUUAUUGACCCCAUAGGCACCACUCUGACCCUAUAAGUGAUUCCCUGCCCCUCUAACCCCAUAACCGCCCCAUAUGUGCCCCACAGACAGCAAGGCCAUCGUGGACGGGAACCUGAAGCUGAUCCUGGGCCUGGUGUGGGCUCUGAUCCUACACCAGCCCCAUACUGACCCCAUAAGUGAUGCUCUGACCCCAUAACUGCCCCUCUAACCCUAUG
Messenger RNA from Coturnix japonica (Japanese quail), 1040 nucleotides. The record is from RefSeq and is a predicted model, not a curated record. Lineage: Eukaryota; Metazoa; Chordata; Aves; Galliformes; Phasianidae.